AUGCUCAACACCAAGAACAAUACAUUCUGGAAAAUUACCACCCGCUCAACAACACUCAACUUGCAUGGCUGCGUGUUCGACGACGCUUUCUACGCCGUGACCGACGGGUCCUUCAACACAGCCCAGCUCGCCAACAUGGGCCCGGUGCCCCUCGAGAUGACGGUGCUACUGCACAAUUUCUACCAGCAGCCCUUCAUAGGCUUCAAAGAUUCGGAAAUCGACCCCCAGAGACUGGGACGUGAUCCUUUGGACCCCGCCCACAAUCCGACGGCAUACUUCGUAAACGGGACCACCAUGGUGCCGAGGUCGAUCCACAUCACCACGAGAAACGCCAACAGCGUUGCUUCCACUAUCGCUGGGGAUGGGAAUGGCCUCAGGGUCGACAUCCAAGAUACGGGCGCGUUGCAGCAGAAUCUGGUUAAGUUCAAGGACCCCUGUGGAAAACACGUCUUAUACGCCCAGGAUAGGUAUCCUGGCGGUGGCGGCGUCUUGAUGAGCCGGUGCAUGCUAAGCAACCCGAUUUCGAGCUUCUACGAUGGCUCGGCAAGAACGCAUUGA
Molecule: messenger RNA, 558 nt
Organism: Pseudomassariella vexata
Lineage: Eukaryota; Fungi; Ascomycota; Sordariomycetes; Amphisphaeriales; Pseudomassariaceae
Exons: 2
Coding region: 1-558 (185 amino acids)
Source: RefSeq, a predicted model, not a curated record